AAUGUAUAUCAUUUGAGUGUGCUUAAACCAUAAUAAAGAAAAACGUAAAAUUUUGUAUUUGAAUACUGAAUCAUCAUUCUGCAAUUAGAUGCUGAAUGGGACUGAUUGAUAACAUUACAUGGUUAUUUACAUUUUCAUUUCACAAGUCCAAAUAUACAAUAAUUAUUUGUGUCUGAUUUGUAUGGCUUUUGAUUGUCCUUUGUAAGUACCAUUAACAGAUCAACCUUUUAUGUUAUAUCAGUCUGUUAAAAUCUUCCUCUAAUUUGUAUUUGCAUUUUCACUAGGGAUGUACAUACCCAGGAAAAGAACAAAAAACAAGAAAGGCAAGCACUUCAAAACCAAUAUGGAGAUUACACAUAUUCAGCACUGCAAUCUUACUAUCCCAACCCAUCCAUGGCACCCCUACCUUACCCCCCUCUGAUGUACCCAGUCCCUAUGGUCCCAGUUCAUCCUGGGUAUGCUCCUUGGCUUGUACCUCAACACGGCUUCAGUGGCAUGAACUAUGGCCCUAGUAAUGGCAGAAGACCCCCAAACCAAUUAACACGCUCUCAAGCGGCUGUAAUACUUCAAAAAUAUAUCAGAGGCUGGCGAGUUAGAAAGGGCCCUCAGUUUGCACUCUGGCGUUACAUGUGUAACAAGAAAUAUUCUAGAAGAUUUAUAGAAGGACUGAUUGACAGCUUUCUUACAGAAGAAAUUAUUCCAGAUAUCUUAAUUGAUGUUUUCUCUGGUCAAAAUUUCUUGUCAAUUGGAGAUCCAAGAUACAAAGUGAGUGAGCGAGUUUGCAGAGAAAUCGUUCAUCAAGAUGUUACUGCUUUUAUACAUGAAAUUGCUAUGGGAGUGUUUUAUUCUCAAGGGGGAAGUUCUUUGUCUAGAAGAGAUCCUCUUGUUAAAGUGUGUGACAAUAUCAUAAAUGAAGUUGUGAAGGAAUCUACAGUUCAACUUGUGCGUUCUGCAGUAGAUGAGGUAGUGGUAGGUCACAUGGCUGUCAUCAAAUCUGGAGACUGGUUGGAGGACUUAAUUUUGGAGACAAUUCAGCCCAUGCUUCCAAGAGUGGUGACUGAAGCCAUGCAUGGUUUCCAAUUUGACGUGGUAAUCGAUGACAUCAUUGAUGAGGUCAUGGAACCUCAGUUGAGGCCAGUUAUCAUCGAAGCUUGGCGUGAUGUAGUGGACGUUGACAGAGAUAAGCAAGUUAAAAAGGUUUCUACUUAUGCUGAGGAUCACAUGCUUGAUGCAUUGUGCCUGCAGCAUCUUUUGGGUCAGUUGGCGGGAGAUAAUCUCUCAUUGUACUUUAGAGAUUUCACAGACCAGUCAUUAGAUGGCAUGAUUUGUGGAUUACUGACUCAGCAGUAUUUAGCGGUGAAUGAUGAGCAAGAAGCAACGCAGAGUAACUCGGCUGUGAGAGAGUUUCACCAAGACGUGUUCUGUGAUGUGGCACUGGAUGUUGUAUUGGAAGAACUGACAGGACAUCUAGAUGAAGACAUCCAAGAGCUGCUAGAACGCGAAAAACAAAGAAGCAUGUUCGAUCUUUAGUAUUCUUGGACCUUCAAGUGUAGCUCAUUUGUUUGUAAGCGGAGUCAUUUUAGUCAGUCAUUCCGUCUUUCCCCGGGGUCUUUCCAUCCGUCCGUGAGUCAGUCAGUCAGCCAGGCAAUCAGUCAUCAAUCUGUCCGUCCGUCCACCCGCCCGUUUGUCCGUACAUCCGUCCAUUCGUUUGUCCAUUCGUCCGUCAGUCAGUCAGACAGUCAGUCUUAAGGUCUGUGUCAGUCAGUCAGUCCGUUAGCCUAAAAAUCUGUCUGUCUAUGUUAGUCUGUCGGUCAGCUGAAGACGUGUCAGUCUGUUAUUUACUUCACAAAGUUUCUUCGAAAAAUGAAAAAGAAACAAAUAGCUGUUAAAGUUUCAUCCACUGCGCAAACAAAGUUCCAAACAGAACUGAAAAUGGAAUCCUAUGAAUUCCAUGCUGGUAUCUGAGUGCAGACAAAUGAAGUGUCUUUGUUUUGAAAGUCACUGCAUGAUCUCUCUGAGAGUUUCCCGCGGAAACAUGUCUAUCAAAAUAGGGUUGUAAAUAUAUACGUUUAGAAGGUUGUAAUUAAAUUAUUUUUAUCCUUUCUUCGCGAUGCAACCGAUGUAUGUUAUUAUAUUAUUUUUUUAAAGACGUAUUUUAAUGUACAUAGGGAGCAAUAAAACAAGGAUAGUAAUACCGUUGUUAUUCUCGUAAGCUUGAAAAGAACUGAAUAAUUUCUCAAUUCCACUCCAUUUCAGUCUUACGGGUAUGGUAUAGCCCACUGAAGUAGCGGUAUUGGUUAGGUCUCGGCAAAGCCCGUUACGCUUUUCGUUAUUUUUCGCGUCUCUGCCCAGUCUCGCUCCACUGGUUUUCACCAAACUCCAAAGAGUGAUUAAUUGUUUACUCCAGACAUACUUUGUAUUGAGUAUAUCAGUCGGCUGUCACUCUUUCAUUAUCUAAAAAACUUUGACAAAUGAUUUCAUUCCAAACAAUUUUCGAGAGAGCAUGUCAAUCAUAGCUUUUCCAAAACUGACAAUUUGUGUCAUGUUUAUUAUCCGUGGCGAAAAUGGCGUCAAUGUUAUUGUCCAUGGCGAAACACGCACGUCCCGAAGAGAUGGAAUUGACUGGUUGUCAAACUCUCCAGGGUGGAGUAUGGCAGUUUCGCUGGCAGUCACAGGAUUCCCUUUCAUCUUGUAAAACGUUUCGCAGAAGGAUGAAAAUCCGGGACGAAAAUAGUUAUUCAUGAAACAUAAGGCGUAAAUCAUGUGCUAGGACAUACUUGCACCUUAUUAUUGAUGGCUGCAAAUUACGAAAUUAUCAAGGUCUAAUACAAUGGUCAUGUCAAUGUUGUGGGCAGGCAUAUAACUAGGUGAUUUUGUUCAAUUAUUUAAACUCGAAGUUUAGUAGUGAAGUAUGAAAACAAGUUAGCUGUUUUUUCUUUUCUUUUUUCUUUUCGGGGUUCUGGUGCCUCUCUGAAAUUUUUGUUUCUCGCCAGAAAGAAAUAGGAAAUCAAUAGUAUUUAUUUCACUUGAUUUUUUCAUCUCUCAGUUUUGAGCCAGGAGGAGCAGGUGUCAGAACAGGACUAGUAGGGGAGGGGUAGGUACGUAGUUUGGUGAGGGGUGGUGAUAGACAUACUGACCUGUAGAAAUGUUUUUGAAUGCCGAUACAUCACGCCCACAAUAUACUGGCCGCAUAUCUGUGAAGCCACCCGUUCUCGGACCUUUUGUUGUCAAAACACUUGGCAAGAACCUCCCACAAUUAGCAAAACCGCUCGCAGGGUUUCAAAAGAAACAUGAUUUUUGACUUGAGUGUGAGAGUGAAAAGAAACAAAACAAGAGAGGAAAUAAAAAUUUACUGUCUGCUUAAGUUUUGCUGCGAAGCGCGCCUGCGGC
Orbicella faveolata is the source of this 3390-nucleotide messenger RNA. RefSeq lists its product as uncharacterized. Lineage: Eukaryota; Metazoa; Cnidaria; Anthozoa; Scleractinia; Merulinidae. The record is from RefSeq and is a predicted model, not a curated record.